AUGCAGCAUCUUAUGUAUCCAGGCAGCAGCAGCGACAGCAGCUAGAGGAGAGGCAGCGGAGGGCUGAGCAAGGUGCGACACACACUGAUAUAAGGACAGCUACCAAGUAACCUCACGCCUCACUGCCGACUCCAUCCGUCUCGUGCAACAGUGUCCGCUGCAACAAAGUCGCAUGAGGGGACAGACGUGUAUAGUGUGAGCUCUCCAGCAGGUGGGAAGCAGCAGCCACUUGGAGUCCAUCUUUCAGCAGAGUCCGGGGCGAUCACAUCUGCAGCAUUGGCACCGGGGGCGACUCACUGGCAGCUCAGCACUUGCCUUUCCUCCCCAGGGAGUCUCAUUUACCCGAGAUCUGCAACAUCUGCACAUGCCAGACCUGUCCUCCCCCUAACCUCUGCGCUGCACUCACAUAGCGUCACUGCUGCACUCACUCACAUAGCGUCACUCAUCACUAAUUCCAGCGACCUCCCUACCACUCACACCUGCUGCAACCGCGUCUUCCCUGCGCACCGACCCUGCAACUGCCGCGCUGUUUGCGCCCCUUCCUCUUCUGUCGCACCCACUGCACCGCGACUCUGUGCCUCAGGGAAUCCAUCAGGACCAAGUGCUAGAGCCGCUGCGUCCAACUCCAUCUAUCAACCACCUUUUUUUUUUUUUAUUGCGAUUGGUAUCGGCCAUGGAGAGCUCAGGGCAACUCCCUCACCAGCUGUGCUAAGGCUUGGGCAUAGGGAUCAUGGAUACUUGUAUAUCGCUUUUUACUCUUCUCAAAAGUAACGUUGCUGCUGCUGUCAAUGGAGGAGGAGAUUGAUACCCGCAAGAUCAACAGCAGUUUCCUGCGCGAUCACAGCUAUGCAACUGAAGCUGACAUUAUCUCGACGGUAGAGUUCAACAGCACCGGAGAAUUUCUGGCGACUGGGGACAAGGGGGGGCGCGUGGUAAUAUUUCAGCGUGAGCAGGAGAACAAGAAUCAACCUCAUCGGAGGGGAGAGUACAAUGUUUACAGCACUUUCCAGAGCCACGAGCCAGAGUUCGAUUACCUGAAAAGCUUAGAAAUAGAAGAAAAGAUAAACAAGAUUAGAUGGCUUCCUCAGCAGAAUGCUGCCUACUUCCUGCUGUCUACCAAUGAUAAAACGGUGAAGCUAUGGAAAGUUAGCGAGAGAGACAAAAGACCGGAGGGCUAUAACCUAAAAGAUGAAGAUGGAAGGAUACGUGAUCCAUGCACAAUUACUUCACUCAGAGUACCUGUGCUGAGGCCAAUGGAUUUGAUGGUUGAAGCUACACCUAGAAGAGUAUUUUCCAAUGCCCACACAUAUCACAUAAACUCGAUAUCCGUGAACAGCGAUUAUGAAACGUACAUGUCAGCCGAUGACCUGAGGAUAAACUUGUGGAAUCUUGAAAUAACAAAUAGAAGUUUUAACAUUGUGGAUAUUAAACCAACCAAUAUGGAAGAACUUACAGAAGUGAUUACGGCAGCGGAAUUUCAUCCACAUAAUUGCAACACGUUUGUCUACAGCAGCAGCAAAGGGACAAUACGGCUGUGUGACAUGCGCUCCUCUGCUCUGUGUGACAACCAUUCGAAAUUGUUUGAAGAGCCCGAGGAUCCCAGCAACAGGUCAUUUUUUUCUGAGAUUAUUUCUUCCAUAUCGGAUGUGAAGUUUAACCACAGUGGGCGGUAUAUUAUGACCAGAGACUAUCUGACUGUAAAGGUCUGGGACCUGAAUAUGGAGAACAGACCUAUAGAGACUUACCAGGUUCAUGAUUACCUCCGCAGUAAACUAUGCUCGCUCUACGAAAAUGACUGCAUUUUUGACAAGUUUGAAAGUGUAUGGAAUGGCUCAGACAGCGUCAUCAUGACUGGCUCAUACAACAACUUCUUCAGAAUGUUCGACCGCAACACCAAACGGGACGUCACAUUGGAGGCCUCCAGAGAAAACAGCAAACCAAGGGCAAUCCUCAAACCGCGCAAAGUCUGUGUAGGAGGGAAAAGAAGAAAAGAUGAAAUUAGUGUGGACAGUCUGGACUUUAGCAAAAAAAUUCUACAUACGGCUUGGCACCCUUCAGAGAAUAUCAUUGCAGUGGCCGCCACAAAUAACCUGUAUAUAUUUCAGGACAAGGUUAACUAGACAGCUGUAACUGAAAUACUAGGAACAACCCAUUUUAAGGCUUUUUUAAAAAUAUUUUUUCCGUUCUCCCCGUUUCUAAUACUUUAUUUAUUUUUGUUUGGUUCAACAAAUUCUUGCUCGGUUCAAGAAUAGAUAAACUCGCUUCUUAAAUUCCCAGUAACCUCUAUUCCGAGUGAUGACAUACAUUUUUUUUUUUUUUCAUUUGAUUUUUUUUUUCCCCUUUUUGGAGGCCUUUGAGUUUUGCAACAAUUUAAAGAUUUGCCCUCUCGGCCUCAUAUGCAGUUGGAAGGUGUAAGGAAGAAACUUUGGAGAAACCAAAAGUGCGUGUCGAUAAUAUUUCUUUUUAAUUGUUAACUGAAUUUUUAAUAAAAUAUGGACAUUUAAAUUC
Xenopus laevis (African clawed frog) is the source of this 2508-nucleotide messenger RNA. RefSeq names its product protein phosphatase 2 regulatory subunit B, beta S homeolog (gene ppp2r2b.S). The record is from RefSeq and is a predicted model, not a curated record. The transcript is spliced from 9 exons. Gene Ontology annotation, cellular component: protein phosphatase type 2A complex; cytoplasm. Gene Ontology annotation, molecular function: protein phosphatase regulator activity. NCBI's taxonomy places the organism in Eukaryota, Metazoa, Chordata, Amphibia, Anura, Pipidae. Bases 789 to 2120 code for a protein of 443 amino acids.